Molecule: messenger RNA, 649 nt
Organism: Rhizophagus irregularis DAOM 181602=DAOM 197198
Lineage: Eukaryota; Fungi; Glomeromycota; Glomeromycetes; Glomerales; Glomeraceae
Source: RefSeq, a predicted model, not a curated record
AAGUAUAAAUAUAUAAAAGGCAGUACUGUGCCAAAAAAAGGCGUUAAAAGUUUUGUUGAUAAAGAUCUUCAAAUGUUAAAGGUAAAAAAUUUUUUAUCUUAAAAAAAAAAUAAAAAAUCUUCAUAAUAAUGGCAUCCGAGCCAUUAACGAAUACUCUUAAUCCAACAACUUCUUCAACAAUAACAAUACGUAUAAUAAAAAAUUUUGAGUAUCGUACCAUUAAAAAUCUUGUUUUACAACAUAUAAAUUUAGAAACAACAACUUUUAAAGAAUUAAAAGAAUUAAUAAUUGAGAAGAUAAAUUCUACACCCGGAUUAAAACCUUUUCGUAAUGUGAAUUAUGAUACGUUAAAACUUUAUACAAAGGCCCACGGAGCUAAAACACAAAGCUUGAUUAUAAACAUGGAAGAUGACGAAAAUAUGAUUUUUUCAAAUGAUGAUGAUAAUUUGGCUUCAUGUGGUAUUGAAAAUGAAACAGAAAUUUCUUUUUUCAAUCGUGAAGCAUAUGAAACUUAUAAAACACAUCCGGACGUAAUUAAAUGGGAUUAGAAUUUUACUAUUAAUUCAUUAUAGAUACAUGAUUCUAAUAUUACAAAUUUUGAAGUUGUGAUAAAAAUAUAAUAUAUAUAAUAUAUAUAUAUAUAUAUUAU